UUCAAAAAUGAAGGAGAAACAGAGAAAAUAGAAAAUAAUUUAAGAAAACAAACUGAUAUCGUUAAAAAAGAUUUUGAAGAAAAAUUAGAUGAAGAAAUGAAAAAAACUUUGACGAAAGAUGAUGAAUUUAAAAGAAAAACUUGGGAAAGAAUUAUGGAUUUGGCUACUAAACGUUUAAAUUUAAAAAAAUAUUUGACGAGAAUGGCUAAGGAAACCAAAGAUUUUGUAAAAAUUUUGGACAAAAAUAAGAAAAAAUUGGAUAAACAAAAAUUAGUUUUAAAGGAUGUUAAAAAGAUAGAAGAGUUUAGAAAGAAGGUAAGAAUAAAUUUUAAAUAA
Messenger RNA from Meloidogyne enterolobii, 336 nucleotides. NCBI's taxonomy places the organism in Eukaryota, Metazoa, Nematoda, Chromadorea, Rhabditida, Meloidogynidae. The record is from the annotation of a GenBank genome assembly.